AUGUUAGGAUUGCGAGCUGCUAUUGAGAUACCCUCAGUCUCCGAGCAAGAAGACAAGAGAGACAAUGUUUUCCAGAUGGCAAAGUGGUUGGUCCAUGAGAUGGAGUCGCUUGGGAUAACAGUCAAGCAGAAGGACCUGGGCAAGGAACCGGGCAAGGAUAUCGAUCUGCCACCGUUGAUUAUCGGCCGAUACGGGUCUGAUCCGUCCAAGCCAACUAUUCUUGCCUAUUCACACUAUGAUGUCCAGCCGGCUGCUCUCUCAGAUGGUUGGGACGAUGAGCCAUUUGAACUCACCCAGAAAGAGGACGGAAGGCUGUGUGGCAGAGGGACGAGCGACGAUAAGGGACCGCUUUUAAAUUGGCUGAAUAUGAUACAGGCUUUCAACAAAGCGGGCCAGGACGUUCCAGCAAACCUUGUCUUUUGCUUUGAGGGCAUGGAGGAGAGCGGCUCGCAAGGGUUGGCAGACGCCCUGAAAAAGGAGUCAGCCGGUGAGUUUGCCAAGAUUGACAGCGUUUGCAUUACAGAUACUGCUUGGUCCACAAUAGACCGGCCAACCCUCAUCCGAGGACUUCGCGGAAUCAUGUUUUAUCACAUCAAUAUUGAUGGGGCUGAGAGUGACGCCCAUAGUGGCGCUUUUGGCGGCUCAUUAUCUGAACCCAUGACGGACAUGGUCAAUCUCAUGGCGUCGCUGGUCGAUUCUCGGGGCGAAAUCCUGGUGCCUGGAAUUUAUGAUGAUGUACUUCCGGUUUCAGCGGAGGAGCGAAAGGCUCUAGGCGAGAUAAAAAUGUCCAAGGACAGUCUCGAUGGCGGAAUCAACGGGAAACUCCUGCACGAAGACCAAGCAGAUAACCUCAUCGCAAGGUCGAGAAAGCCUGCUCUGUCCCUCCACGGUAUUGAGCGGGCCUCCCCAGGAAAGGGGGCUUCAACGAUCAUUCCAGGAAGAAUUCUCGGCAGAUUCAGCAUCCGAACUGUCGCCAACAUGAAUAUCGCAAAGAUAGACGAGCUGGUCCAGGCGCACCUCAACGCUAAAUUCAGACAGCUCGGCAGCAAGAAUCAAUUGUCCGUCCAGCUCACCGGUCGGGGGGAUUGGUUCUUUGAGGAGGUCGACCACUGGAACUACCGGGCAGCCAUCCAGGCUACUGAACAAGUAUGGGGGGUGACCCCGAAUAUCACUUCGGAGGGAGGAAGCAUUCCCAUCGCUCUCGACUUCAAGAAGGUCCUCAAUAGCAAUGUUGUUCUAUUGCCCGUCGGCCGAGCGGAUGAUCAUCCUCACUCAGAAAACGGCAAGUGUCUUCCUUUAGUCAAUUCUGGACUGUUAGGCUAA
Molecule: messenger RNA, 1323 nt
Organism: Clonostachys rhizophaga
Lineage: Eukaryota; Fungi; Ascomycota; Sordariomycetes; Hypocreales; Bionectriaceae
Source: the annotation of a GenBank genome assembly